UGGGAGUUCCGUAUUUGAGAUUUUUUAUUGUCCACGCCUUGCGUGUAGCAUUUACCUGCAAGUUUUCUUGAAGUGAAUCGUUUUUUGUUUUCUAAAGUUCGGGAGUUUUGCUCUUCAUCACUGGUGAUGGCGACCGCCUCAGGAUCUGCGCCUCUUCAUCCCUACUGGCCCAGGGAUGUCCAGAUUCCCACUUAUGUGGCCAAUGACCGUAGCAUGGCAGAGAUCCUGACAUUUCUCUUCUCUGUGUCUGCGCUUUUUCUCCUUGUGACCUGGAUGAUUACCGGCCAGCUGGGCACUCUGAGGCGUCUGGCCGUGUGCUGGUUUGCCGUUUGUGGUUUCAUCCAUAGUGUCAUCGAGGGCUGGUUCUGUCUCUACUAUGAUGUUAUUCCAGGGGACCAGAGUUUCUUGUCACAGUUGUGGAAAGAGUACUCUAAAGGGGACAGUCGAUAUGUCAUAGGUGACAACUUUACUGUCUGUAUGGAGACAGUGACUGCGUGUUUUUGGGGACCAUUCAGCUUUUGGGCUGUGUUUGCCUUCAUAACUAACAAGCCCUACAGAUUUGUCCUGCAGCUCAUACUUUCGCUCGGCCAGCUGUAUGGAGAUGUGCUGUACAUGUUCACUGAACACAGAGAGAAUUACGUUCACAGUGAGCUGGGACACCCCAUCUACUUUUGGUUCUACUUUGUGUUUAUGAACUCCCUGUGGAUCAUCGUGCCAUUGGUGCUCAUUGUGGAUGCCUGGAGACAGUUGUCUGCUGCACAGAAACAUUCGGAUGGGAGAAAGCCUCAAAAAUCCAAGAAAAAAUAAGAUAUGCAGAGAAAGCACACCAAAGACUACAUUUUGGAUUGAAAUGUUCUGAUUGAAAUUAAGAAAAUAUUUGGGACAAUCUGAGUCCUUUGGGUUUUAAAUAAAGACUUUCACUCGUGUCAUCA
Syngnathus acus (greater pipefish) is the source of this 932-nucleotide messenger RNA. Its product is annotated as EBP cholestenol delta-isomerase. Gene Ontology annotation, biological process: cholesterol biosynthetic process. Gene Ontology annotation, molecular function: C-8 sterol isomerase activity; cholestenol delta-isomerase activity; steroid Delta-isomerase activity. The transcript is spliced from 5 exons. Gene Ontology annotation, cellular component: membrane; endoplasmic reticulum. The record is from RefSeq and is a predicted model, not a curated record. Lineage: Eukaryota; Metazoa; Chordata; Actinopteri; Syngnathiformes; Syngnathidae. Bases 127 to 807 code for a protein of 226 amino acids.